CUGAACGCAGAGAGCUCUGCAGCGCAGCAGCAUAACUCAAUGAUCUGGACACACGAACGGAUUUACCUUUACGAAAAUGCGAAUACAUUCAAACAUAACAUUAGAACUUGACAUCUGAUGUCUGUUGUAUAAUAACAGUGGAGCGAUUUGAGUAGGUUUUUUGGUUCUUGCAACGCCGUAUUUUUCAUGACCCGCAGACCCAACCCUACAACUUAAAGACAGGCAGUGGAGACCAGAGCAUUCACCCUUCGUGAGACCUCGUGCGUUGUUUUCUUUCUUUUAUAUAUAUAUAUACCUACACUUUUGUUGUUGCUGUUGUUGUUUUUUGCUGGAACUCUAGUGGUGCGACAACAACUCGCAUUCACGGGUAUAACCUGCGUAUAAUCGACAAGUAAGAAGAAGAAACGUUUCAUAGUCUGUGAAGUGGAACCAAAAACAAAACCUAGGGUACCAUGGACAGCGAUUUAUAAUUUGAUUGCCCAGCCACAAGAGUUCCUAUUCUUCAAACCUUCAUUGUGUUCCAAAGAUGGAGACCCAGGGGAACACAUCUGUUUUUCAUUAUCUGAACCAAUCUUCCCUCCAUGAUCAAGACAAAAAUGAUUCUCUUCCCACAAGCAUUGAUAGCGACAGUAAUAAGAUCCUGGCUGUAAUUUAUCUCAUUGUGUUCAUACUGGGCUUGACUGGAAAUACGUUAGUUAUCUUUGUGGUUCUGCGAUAUGCUAAGAUGAAGACGGUUACCAACAUGUAUAUCUUAAACUUGGCAGUAGCUGAUGAGCUGUAUGUACUUGGACUUCCUUUCCAAACCACUCACAAUUUACUCAACUACUGGCCAUUUGGCAGCUUUCUGUGCCGUGUUAUGAUGUGUGCAGACACCGUCAGUCAGUUCACCAGCACCUUUUGUUUGACAGUGAUGAGUAUUGACCGUUACAUGGCUGUGGUUCAUCCCAUCCGCAGUGCAAAAUGGCGGCGGCCAAGUGUUGCUAAGGUCAUAAACUGUAUGGUUUGGGCUCUGUCCUGUAUUUUGGCACUUCCAGUCAUCAUUUACGCAAAUGUUCAAGCCGGACAUAACACCUGCAACAUAAACUGGCCAGAACCAAGAACCGCAUGGUCAGUGGCCUUCAUACUUUACACUGCCAUCUUAGGAUUCUUCUGCCCUUUGUUGGUCAUAUGCAUAAGCUACCUCCUCAUCGUUGUCAAAGUAAAGUCAGCUGGAGCCCGAGCAGGACUCGCCAAACGACGCAAAUCAGAAAGGAAGGUGACACGCAUGGUGGUAAUCAUUGUGGUUGUGUUUGUGCUCUGCUGGCUCCCAUUCUUCAUCCUCAACAUUAUCAAUGUUUUCAUCUUCCUCCCAACCGAGAUGGAUGGUGUCUACUUUCUCAGUGUUAUCCUGACAUAUAUGAAUAGCUGUGCCAAUCCUGUUCUGUAUGGCUUCCUGUCUGACAACUUUAAGCAGAGUUUCCAGAAAGUCCUCUGUGUCCACAAGGCCAAUGGGGUGGAGGAUAGUAACCCUGGACGGGCACGCAUUGAGAGUGCCAGCCAACAGGACCCUUUCAUCUCCCCGAGAGCCACUGACUCCAAUAGCCAUGGCGAGAACCAUCACGCUUAUCAGAUGGAGUCUGGAGGUAAUGCCAAAGUGGAACUUCUGCCCUCUGUGAUCAGUCAGUCAACAAUAUGAUUAUUUUCUACCUUAGAAAUCAUAGAGACGAACUGGAGAAAAAGGAUGGUUGAUCAAUCAAUCCAGUAUUGAGAGCUGAUAUCUAAUUAUUUGAAACUCAAGAACAUGAAUAUCCAUUUUACAGCUGCCUGCUCAGUUCUUAAUGAGGGGAGUUCUGCAGCAGAAACUGCUUUCAAUCUUCAAGCUGUGACAGAAGAAACUGACGGGUAGGGAAAAUAUUCCCUGUGCUGGAAAUUUUUUUUUUCUUUUUUUAAGGAUGGAAAACACAAUUUGGGUCUGGACCAGUUAAUGGGGCUGGGAAACUUGGGAAGCUGUACAACUCUUUGGUGACCUCUGACUUAAGCCUAUUGAGACUAUUAGGAGAGGAAGUGGUUUGGUCAUGCUGCAUUGGGAAGGAAACUCAAGAUGAGUUCUGGACAGCUCUACGUGGUCAGCUGUCCUAACAAUCUCACACACUCUCUAAAAAUCAUAAGGAGUCUCAAUGGAGUAUUCACCAUCCCCUUGGAAAAAUCAUAAGGAUAAACUGGAACAGCCACCAGAAAGAAACAGAAACUCACAUGCCAAAUUCGUGUUUGGCAGAAGUUCACAAUUAGUUUUUAUUCAUUAAGAACACACUGUCCUUAUUGACAAAGGGAUUUAUGCUGUUGAUAUGAAAAGACAUUGAGAACUUACAGUUCUCAACACUUACCUUACAUUUAUGCUUUUUGCAAUGUUGGGAUUUUGGCUGAACUAACCAGUAUUUCAACCUAGAACUGAUAUUGUGGAAUGUGAUGAUGUGAACAAUUGCUCAUGCUGUUGUACCAUACAUAACUUACUGAUUACUUGUGGCAUUUGUAGUACACUCUAGUAACUCAUAGCCAAACGUGGAUGUUUUUCAUUAUUUUAAAAUUGUUUUAAUUACAGAGUACUGUUUCACUGUCUCAUCUUUGCUGUCGUCUGAAACCUUCACUGUGUUUUAAUCGUAAAACAGCAAUGAAGAAAAGUUGUAACAUAACACUAGUUGUAAACAUGUUUAUGCUUUCUCCUAUAAAGUGACCAUUUCGGAGAUGUGGUUUGUUAGGAGAGCAACAAUAUAGUCAUAUUAUUGCCAAAGGACCUGCAUUAUUUCAGACCACUAGCCCUGAAAUCCUAAUCAAAUAAGGAUGUUUCACAGAGAACAAAACAUGCCAUUUUAAUUUUCUUUCUUCCUCAUUUAUUAUUCAGGUAAAACACAACAGGCCAGCUUUUAAAAUCCAAACAAAAGUAGCCAAAUAUUUAUAUUUACUUUUACUUUCCCAUUAACUUAUUUUUUGGUAAGAAAUCCCUCAAGAUACAAAGUUUGCAACAAAUGUUUUUAUGGUUUUAAUUUAGGUAUUUAAUAGUAUAUGGUACUAUGGCACAACACACACAAACAUACACAAAUAAAUUAAGUGAAAUCUUAUCUUUUUUCCAUAAACUCUAAACUGAGGUAAUCUGUUUUUGCUGUAAACAAAAGAUCAGAAGAGUGUUGUUUCUUUUCAAAAGACCGUGUGUUGCAUGUAGGUUUGGCUGGACAAACCAGUUAGCCAAGCUGUUGCAGCAGGGUGAGCAUGCAAAAACAGCUUCAGCCUGAGAAUGUGACUUGAUGUCAAUGAUCUUCUAAGGGUUUCAUUUAUUAAAACAAAGACUGAAACACAUUUCAUGACAUUAUGGAAAGAAAAAUUUUUUUUCACAUGACAAAUAAAUCAUUUAGAAUAUUGAUAAAGAUGGUAAAAAACAUUUAAAGGUGUUUCUGAAGGCACACAUACAAAAUAGCACAUAAACUACUAUACAUGUAUGUUGCAUCACUGUAUGUUUUAUCACUGUUCACUCGCCUCACUUCCCCUGACCUGCCCCCAUAUCUGAGUUGUUUACUGAAAACCUCUUUUUUUGUAUGCAGGGAUCUGCAGGUGCCACGGUGGAAACACAGUGCACCCUUUUCCACAAAAUUUAGCUCCAUGUCCUGCAUUCCAUGUCUCCAAGACUGCUGCUUAUCCUCAAGGUCACACUGAAGGACACCUUUGUCUGAGUUGUAUCAUGCACUCCACAAACAGGACUACAUGCCAGGCAUGAAACACUUGUAACACCGCUAUGCUAAAAUAAAGAUCAUGUUCAGUGUGUCUCAGUAA
Pygocentrus nattereri (red-bellied piranha) is the source of this 3801-nucleotide messenger RNA. Its product is annotated as somatostatin receptor type 5-like. The record is from RefSeq and is a predicted model, not a curated record. Gene Ontology annotation, cellular component: neuron projection; membrane. Gene Ontology annotation, molecular function: neuropeptide binding; somatostatin receptor activity. Gene Ontology annotation, biological process: cellular response to glucocorticoid stimulus; regulation of insulin secretion; neuropeptide signaling pathway. Bases 527 to 1675 code for a protein of 382 amino acids. The transcript is spliced from 3 exons. NCBI's taxonomy places the organism in Eukaryota, Metazoa, Chordata, Actinopteri, Characiformes, Serrasalmidae.